CAACGUGGUGGGUAUAAAUAUUGGAUUAUUAUAAAUCCAAUUAGCCAGUAGUGUACCGGAGAUCUGUCGAGUUGUGUCCUCGCAAGAACAAGAACAUUGAAUCCAGCCCAGUCGGGAAGAAAGCCUCGUGUUUGUCGAAAGUUUGAACUGCUAAAGUUAACCCACCACAACCAGCAGAAUGUGUGACGACGAUGUUGCCGCCCUGGUCGUUGACAACGGUUCCGGUAUGUGCAAGGCCGGAUUCGCCGGUGACGAUGCGCCGCGUGCCGUGUUCCCCUCGAUUGUCGGUCGCCCCCGGCACCAGGGUGUGAUGGUCGGUAUGGGCCAGAAGGACUCCUACGUCGGCGACGAAGCCCAGAGCAAACGUGGUAUCCUGACCCUGAAGUACCCGAUCGAGCACGGCAUCAUCACCAACUGGGACGACAUGGAGAAGAUCUGGCAUCACACGUUCUACAAUGAACUGCGUGUGGCCCCCGAGGAGCACCCCGUUCUGUUGACGGAAGCGCCACUGAAUCCGAAGGCUAACCGCGAAAAAAUGACUCAGAUCAUGUUCGAGACCUUCAACUCGCCAGCCAUGUACGUCGCCAUCCAGGCCGUGCUGUCCCUAUACGCCUCUGGUCGUACCACCGGUAUUGUGCUGGACUCCGGAGAUGGUGUUUCCCACACUGUCCCAAUCUACGAAGGCUACGCUUUGCCUCACGCCAUCCUGCGUCUGGAUCUGGCUGGUCGCGAUCUCACCGAUUACCUGAUGAAAAUCCUGACCGAGCGCGGCUACUCCUUCACCACCACUGCCGAACGUGAAAUCGUUCGUGACAUCAAGGAAAAACUGUGCUACGUCGCUCUGGACUUUGAACAGGAAAUGGCCACCGCUGCCGCUUCCACUGCACUGGAAAAAUCCUAUGAACUCCCUGACGGACAAGUCAUCACCAUCGGCAACGAGCGUUUCCGGUGCCCAGAAUCUCUCUUCCAGCCAUCCUUCCUGGGUAUGGAAUCGUGCGGCAUCCACGAAACCGUCUACAAUUCUAUCAUGAAAUGCGACGUCGAUAUCCGUAAGGAUCUGUACGCCAACAUCGUGAUGUCCGGCGGUACCACCAUGUACCCCGGUAUUGCCGAUCGCAUGCAGAAGGAAAUCACCGCCCUCGCCCCGUCCACCAUCAAGAUCAAAAUCAUCGCCCCACCAGAGCGUAAAUACUCCGUCUGGAUCGGUGGAUCGAUCCUGGCCUCCCUAUCGACCUUCCAGCAGAUGUGGAUCUCAAAGCAGGAAUACGACGAAUCCGGCCCCGGAAUCGUGCACCGCAAGUGCUUCUAAGCUGCGCUUCCACCUGGACAAUGCCACAAACAGUUUUAAUUGUACUACCGAUAGCUUUAAUGGUGCAAAAUAUUUGCGAAAAAUUACUCUUCUGUUCGAACGUAUCGAAUUGUCUCAAGACUGCCUUAUACUUUCAUCGUGCUUUAGAAUUUACGUUUUACCAAAUUUAAGAGUAAGUUACCUUCCCAGAGUCCGAGAUUCGUGCCUAAUUAGUUGCGCAUCCUUCUAUUUCAUUUUAAUUAUCAUAUAGAAUUGUAUCACCCUUCGUUCUACAUCAUCCUAUUUAUUGACAUUCAAAAAUACUUAUUUAUUUUACGAAACGAGGAAUAAAUUUGUUGAUCUUUUUAAACUGGA
Armigeres subalbatus is the source of this 1663-nucleotide messenger RNA. Its product is annotated as actin-87E. The record is from RefSeq and is a predicted model, not a curated record. The coding region runs from base 179 to 1309 and encodes 376 amino acids. Gene Ontology annotation, biological process: mitotic cytokinesis. The transcript has 2 exons. Lineage: Eukaryota; Metazoa; Arthropoda; Insecta; Diptera; Culicidae.